GCUGUCUCCUUUGUUCGCCCUCGUUGCGCAGUAGUGCGAGCGGCUUCUCGCUUCCUUUUUCGGGACCGACCACCCUCCAGCGUGCUGAGCUGCUAGGAAGCCGCCGUCGGCGAGCUCGUAGGAGCUUGAAACCGUCGUCACCCCUCCGACUUUCACCAGAGGGAAAAAAUGGUUGAAGCAGAUCGCCCAGGAAAGCUCUUCAUCGGUGGCCUUAAUACAGAAACAAAUGAGAAAGCUCUUGAAGCAGUGUUUGGCAAAUAUGGACGAAUAGUGGAAGUUCUCUUGAUGAAAGAUCGUGAAACCAACAAAUCGAGAGGAUUUGCUUUUGUCACCUUUGAAAGCCCAGCAGAUGCUAAGGAUGCAGCUAGAGACAUGAAUGGAAAGUCCUUAGAGGGAAAAGCCAUCAAGGUAGAACAAGCCACUAAACCAUCAUUUGAAAGUGGUAGACGUGGACCACCUCCACCUCCAAGAAGCAGAGGCCCUCCAAGAGGCCUUAGAGGUGGAAGAGGAGGAAGUGGAGGAACCAGGGGACCUCCCUCACGUGGAGGGCACAUGGACGAUGGUGGCUAUUCCAUGAAUUUUAACAUGAGUUCUUCCAGGGGACCACUUCCAGUAAAAAGAGGACCACCGCCACGAAGUGGGGGUCCUCCUCCUAAAAGAUCUGCCCCUUCAGGACCAGUUCGCAGCAGCAGUGGAAUGGGAGGAAGAGCUCCUGUAUCACGUGGAAGAGAUAGUUAUGGAGGUCCACCUCGAAGGGAACCCCUGCCCUCUCGUAGAGAUGUCUAUUUGUCCCCAAGAGAUGAUGGAUAUUCUACUAAAGACAGCUAUUCAAGCAGAGAUUACCCAAGUUCUCGUGAUACAAGAGAUUAUGCACCACCACCAAGAGAUUAUACUUACCGUGAUUAUGGUCAUUCCAGUUCACGUGAUGACUAUCCAUCAAGAGGCUAUAGUGAUAGAGAUGGGUAUGGUCGUGAUCGUGACUAUUCAGAUCAUCCAAGUGGAGGUUCCUACAGAGAUUCAUAUGAGAGUUAUGGUAACUCACGUAGUGCUCCACCUACACGAGGGCCCCCGCCAUCUUAUGGUGGAAGCAGUCGCUAUGAUGAUUACAGCAGCUCACGUGACGGAUAUGGUGGAAGUCGAGACAGUUACUCAAGCAGCCGAAGUGAUCUCUACUCAAGUGGUCGUGAUCGGGUUGGCAGACAAGAAAGAGGGCUUCCCCCUUCUAUGGAAAGGGGGUACCCUCCUCCACGAGAUUCCUACAGCAGUUCAAGCCGCGGAGCACCAAGAGGUGGUGGCCGUGGAGGAAGCCGAUCUGAUAGAGGGGGAGGCAGAAGCAGAUAUUAAAAACAAACAAAACUUUGGACCAAAAUCCCUGUUCAAAGAAACAAACAAAAGUGGAACCUAUUCUAUCAUAACUACCCAAGGAC
Balaenoptera ricei (Rice's whale) is the source of this 1427-nucleotide messenger RNA. It is a transcript of the gene RBMX, whose product is annotated as RNA binding motif protein X-linked. Gene Ontology annotation, molecular function: RNA binding. Gene Ontology annotation, cellular component: spliceosomal complex. The coding region runs from base 169 to 1344 and encodes 391 amino acids. The record is from RefSeq and is a predicted model, not a curated record. The transcript has 9 exons. Lineage: Eukaryota; Metazoa; Chordata; Mammalia; Artiodactyla; Balaenopteridae. Gene Ontology annotation, biological process: positive regulation of mRNA splicing, via spliceosome.